AUGUUCACGCGCGGGUACGCUGAGGGCGGCGAGGAGAAGGUCAAGGGCUCAGUCAUUGGUAUUGACUUAGGUACCACCAACUCCGCCGUCGCUGUCAUGGAGGGCAAGGUCCCUCGCAUCAUUGAGAACUCCGAGGGUGGCCGCACAACACCAUCCGUCGUCGGUUUCACAAAGGAGGGCGAGCGUCUCGUCGGUAUCGCCGCCAAGCGCCAGGCUGUCGUCAACCCCGAGAACACUCUUUUCGCUACCAAGCGUCUCAUCGGCCGAAAGUUCACCGAUGCUGAGGUCCAGCGCGAUAUCCAGCAGGUCCCAUACAAGAUCGUCCAGCACACCAACGGUGAUGCCUGGCUCGAGGCCCAAGGACAGAAGUACUCGCCUUCCCAGGUCGGAGGUUUCGUCCUUGGAAAGAUGAAGGAGACCGCCGAGUCCUACAUGGGCAAGAACGUCAAGAACGCCGUCGUCACCGUCCCCGCCUAUUUCAACGACUCCCAGCGUCAAGCCACCAAGGAUGCCGGUCAAAUCGCUGGUCUCAACGUUCUCCGUGUCGUCAACGAACCCACCGCUGCCGCUCUCGCCUACGGUCUUGACAAGGCCACCGACAACGUCGUAGCUGUCUACGACUUGGGUGGUGGUACAUUCGAUAUCUCCAUUCUUGAGAUCCAGGCUGGUGUCUUCGAGGUCAAGUCUACCAACGGUGACACUCACCUUGGAGGUGAAGACUUCGACAUCACUCUCGUCCGCCACCUCGUUGACCAGUUCAAGAGGGAGCAGGGUAUCGACCUGAACAGCGACCGCAUGGCCAUCCAGCGUAUCCGUGAGGCCGCUGAGAAGGCCAAGAUCGAGCUGUCUUCCUCCUCGCAGACCGACAUCAACCUGCCCUUCAUCACUGCCGACGCUUCCGGUCCCAAGCACAUCAACACCAAGCUCACCCGCUCCCAGCUUGAGAAGAUGAUGGACCCUCUCAUCACCCGCACCGUCGAGCCCGUCCGCAAGGCCCUCAAAGACGCCAACCUGAAGGCUACCGACAUUUCCGAGGUCAUCCUCGUUGGUGGUAUGACCCGUAUGCCCAAGGUUACCGAGUCUGUCAAGAGCAUCUUCGGUCGUGACCCCGCCAAGUCGGUCAACCCCGACGAGGCUGUUGCCAUCGGUGCUGCUAUCCAGGGUGCUGUCCUUGCUGGUGAGGUCACUGACCUCCUCCUGCUCGAUGUUACUCCUCUCUCCCUCGGUAUCGAGACCCUCGGUGGUGUCUUCACCCGUUUGAUCAACCGUAACACCACUAUCCCCACCAAGAAGUCCCAGGUCUUCUCCACCGCUGCUGACUUCCAGAGCGCUGUCGAGAUCAAGGUCUACCAGGGUGAGCGUGAGCUUGUCCGCGACAACAAGCUCCUCGGCAACUUCCAGCUGGUUGGCAUUCCCCCGGCCCACCGUGGUGUACCCCAAAUUGAGGUCACCUUCGAUAUCGACGCUGACUCCAUUGUCCACGUUCACGCCAAGGACAAGUCCACCAACAAGGACCAGUCCAUCACCAUCGCUUCCGGAUCUGGUCUCUCAGACGCUGAGAUCGAGAACAUGGUCAAGGACUCUGAGCAGUACGCUGAGCAAGACAAGGAGCGCAAGAACUCCAUCGAGGCUGCCAACCGCGCUGACAGUGUUGUAAACGACACUGAGAAGGCUCUUAAGGAGUUCGAGGACCGCCUCGACAAGGCCGAGGCCGAGAAGAUCAAGGAGAAGAUCGCUUCCAUGCGCGAGUUCAUCUCCCAGAGCCAGUCUGGCGAGGGCUCUGCCACCGCCGCUGAGAUCAAGGAGAAGACCGACGAGCUCCAGAACGCCUCCCUGAGCCUGUUCGACCAGAUGCACAAGGCCCGCUCCGAGAGCCAAAACCAGAGCGAGCAGCCUCAGCAGCCUGAGGGUGAGGGCGAGAAGAAGCAGUAA
This is a messenger RNA of Alternaria arbusti, 1932 nucleotides long. RefSeq lists its product as uncharacterized. Gene Ontology annotation, molecular function: ATP-dependent protein folding chaperone; misfolded protein binding; ATP hydrolysis activity. The record is from RefSeq and is a predicted model, not a curated record. The coding region runs from base 1 to 1932 and encodes 643 amino acids. The transcript has 2 exons. NCBI's taxonomy places the organism in Eukaryota, Fungi, Ascomycota, Dothideomycetes, Pleosporales, Pleosporaceae. Gene Ontology annotation, cellular component: mitochondrion; cytoplasm. Gene Ontology annotation, biological process: protein refolding; cellular response to unfolded protein.